AUGCCUACCCCCGAGUCCGAGCAGUUUAAGGCCCAGAAGCCUACCGUCGCUCCCACCUUCAACGGCGUCGACUACGAUGAUACCAAGGCCUUCAAGGCUGCUGAGGAUUCCCUCAUUCGGGAACAAUGGGUCGGCGCUAUGAUGACCCGACUUGUUGGCGAGGAGCUGAACAAGUGCUAUGUCCGUGAGGGUGUCAACCACCUCGAGAACUGCGGCCACCUCCGAGAGCGAUACCUCCAAUUGCUUAAGACAAACAAGAUCAAGGGCACCAAGUUCUUGCAACAAAACUACGUUGAUCAGAAGGAGCAAGACCUCGACCGGGCUGCCAAGGUACACACAAGCGACAAGAUCGCCAAGAUGAACUUUGACCGAUUCUCUUCCGCCCUGCGGCGCUCACAGCCUAUUCUGCGUCAAUUCUCGACAACAACACCUUUCCGAUACGCCGAGCCCAAGCUUUCGACCCCAGUUACAGUACCUGGCGAGGCCCCCAAGGAUACUCCCGUCCCACGAUCACAAUGUGUGGCCGGAACUGUCCUUACCGGAUUGAACUAUACCAAGGCGGGACAGGACCCUGUUGCGAAGCACGACGAUGAGUACCCUGAGUGGCUAUGGAAUUGCUUGGAUGUGUUGAAGAGGGACGCUGAUGCGGCGGAUGAAGGGGCCGGAGACGAAUUCUCAAAAUCUAAGAAGCAAAGAAAGCUGGCAGCGAAGCGACAGAAGGCUCACGAAGCCAAGCUAUUGGCCGAAGGCAACCUUGAAGCUUUAGCUCCCAAGGUCCCCAUCCAGCACCAGUCUAUUAACGUCCUCGGAGAGGAGAACAAGGGCGUCGAUCACAACGUUGAGGCUGCACAGAAGCGAGAAGAACUUAAGAGGGCGAUGCGCAAGGAGAGAAAGGCCAAGAUUAAGGAAACUAACUACCUCAAGUCUAUGUAA
Fusarium coffeatum is the source of this 933-nucleotide messenger RNA. RefSeq lists its product as uncharacterized. The transcript has 4 exons. The coding region runs from base 1 to 933 and encodes 310 amino acids. Gene Ontology annotation, molecular function: structural constituent of ribosome. Lineage: Eukaryota; Fungi; Ascomycota; Sordariomycetes; Hypocreales; Nectriaceae. The record is from RefSeq and is a predicted model, not a curated record. Gene Ontology annotation, cellular component: mitochondrial large ribosomal subunit.